AUCCGAUUGAGGGACCGACAGAGGGGACCGGAAAAAAUCCUUGUGUUUGACUCACCCUUCUUCCCCUUUUCUCGUCAAGACUCUCCCUCAAAAUGGACGUGGAUAUGAAGAACAAAGACGAAGUCGAUGACAAGCCAUCGAACAGCAGUGGUAGGGACAGGGACAGAGACCGCGAAAGAGACCGUGACAGGGAGAGGGACCGUGAUUUUGACCGCGAUAAAGACAGAGACCGGGAUCGCGACCGGGACCGCGAAAGAGACAGAGAGAGCAGAAGAGAUCGCGACAAGGAUAGGGACCGCGAAAGACGAGAUUCUGGUCGCUCCCGGAGAGGGGGCGGUCAUGGCGACCACUGGGAGCCUGAGGAAAGGCGCAAUGGCGAUCGCCGCAAGCGUUCGCGGUCCACCUCUCGCUCUCGGCGUAGGUCAGCUUCUCCCAGGCGACGUUCUCGUCGCUCGAGGUCAGGUUCGCGGUCUCGCAGCCGCUCCAGGAGCCGUUCCCGCAGCCGAGACCGUAAAGCUGCAGAGCCAUUUGCUCGUUCCUUAGGUGGUCCUAUGAAUGCGGACCAUGAGGAAGCCGUCGAAUUUGCCAAAAUCAGCAAGAGAGAAAACCGGGUCUACGUCGGCAACCUUAGUUACGACGUCAAGUACAGGGACCUGAUGGAAUUCAUGAGGGGAGCUGGUGAGGUCCUAUUCGCCGAAGUACUCGUUACGCCAACUGGAGUAUCCAAGGGCUGCGGAAUUGUCGAGUUUGCCUCUCAAGAAGAUUCACAACGAUCCAUCCGGGAACUUUCAGAGAUGCCGUUGCUGGGACGGCCCGUUUUUAUUCGAGAGGAUCGCGAGAACGAGGCACGAUUCGGCGCAACUCCGGUCCCCGGCAAAAUUGGUAUGGCAAUGGCUGGGCAAGGUUUGAAUGCUGCACCGCCUCCGCGUCCUCCUUCACACAAUUACUUUGGCACUCACAAUAACCCGGGUAACCAACUCUAUGUCGGAAAUCUUCCCUACCAAGCUGGCUGGCAGGAUCUGAAAGAUCUCUUCCGCACCGCCGGUAAUAUAGUCAGAGCUGAUAUCAACAUUGGAGCAGAUGGUCGCCCGAAAGGAUCCGGGACUGUGGUUUUUGAGACACAGAAAGAUGCACAGAAUGCAAUCAGCAUGUACCACGGUUUUGACUGGUACGGGCGUGCUCUUGAAGUCAGAGAGGAUCGCUUUGCCGGAUUAUCAGGACCAGGUGGCUUCCGAGGAGGCUUACGUGGCGCUCCGCGCGGUCUUCGUGGAAUGAGAGGAUUCCGCGGUGGACUACGUGGGGCAGGCUUCUCAGGCGGAGGUCGUGACUUUAACCGGGAUAUUUACGCUGAUUAUUCUGGUCCCGAUCAACAGCAGGCUCAAGGCGGAGGGUUGAGGAUGGAUGGAUACAACAGCAGCGGAUAUAGUGGAGGUGUGGGCGGCUUCCAGGGCAGUUAUGGUCCCGAGCCAGAGCCCAGUCAGCAGAUCAUGGUUCGAAAUCUUCCAUGGUCUACUGCCAACGAAGAUCUUGUCGAACUUUUCGAGACCACGGGUCAGGUUGAGUUGGCUGAAAUUCUGACUGAUGGGACGCGCUCGAAAGGGUCCGGCGUUGUUCAAUUUGCCCAAGUUGCUGAAGCCGAGACUGCUAUUGCAAAAUUCCAGCACUACAUGUAUGGGGGACGCCCAUUGGAUGUCCGAUACAAUGACCGCUGGCACACAUUCACCCCCACUGCUGCGAAAGGUGGUCAGGUGGUUCCUAUGCAAGCAGAGUAAAAUAUUUGAAUAGUGCACCCUCCUCAUUUCUUUUACCUUACUUUACUGAAAUUGACUUGACGCAUGUAGCCUUUUCGUUCCGUGGCAAAGCCUUUCCGUUGUACUUAUCAUCAGAUCAAUUUAUGUGUACUUUGCACCUUUCGACGAAUAAAGCAAGGAAUUCGACAAGAG
Desarmillaria tabescens is the source of this 1943-nucleotide messenger RNA. RefSeq lists its product as uncharacterized. The record is from RefSeq and is a predicted model, not a curated record. Gene Ontology annotation, molecular function: mRNA binding. The coding region runs from base 93 to 1772 and encodes 559 amino acids. NCBI's taxonomy places the organism in Eukaryota, Fungi, Basidiomycota, Agaricomycetes, Agaricales, Physalacriaceae. The transcript has 12 exons. Gene Ontology annotation, cellular component: cytoplasm; nucleus; ribonucleoprotein complex.